Messenger RNA from Petromyzon marinus (sea lamprey), 10538 nucleotides. NCBI's taxonomy places the organism in Eukaryota, Metazoa, Chordata, Hyperoartia, Petromyzontiformes, Petromyzontidae. The record is from RefSeq and is a predicted model, not a curated record.
CCGCACUGGGAAUUGUAUAAGCGACGGCGCCGCCAUUGCGCGGUGACCCCCGACCCCGUCAGCUGGGCGACCAUGUCCGGGGACGACGCGGACGGCUCCAUCAAGCAUACGCCGAUUCUCGACGACUACACCAUCGUGUGGAACCAGAAACUCGGCUCGGGGAUCAGCGGCCCCGUUAGGCCAUGCGUCAAAAAGGCGACCGGGGAGAGAUUCGCACUCAAGAUUCUGCCGGACCGGCCUAAGGCCCGCAAUGAGAUAAAGCUGCACCUGCAGUGCUGUGGCCAUCCCAACGUGGUCAAGGUCCACGAGGUGUUCGCCAACUCCAUGCAGCUACCACACGAGGCCAUGCCCAGGGCACGGCUUCUGCUGGUGAUGGAGAUGAUGGAGGGUGGGGAGUUAUUCAACAGGAUCAGCCAGUGCCGCCACUUUACUGAAAAGCAGGCCAGCAAGGUCACGCAGCAGGUGAGAGGUGACACAGCAGGUAGGAGUGUGGCUGAAGAGAGAGACCCCAACCUUCCUCCAUGUUUGUGUGUGCGUGAUCGUGUGCGCGUGUGUUCACCACAGAUCUCUCGGGCACUGCAGCACUGCCACUCUCUGAACAUCGCGCACCGUGACCUCAAACCAGAAAACCUCCUCUUCAAAGAUAACUCCCUGGAUGCGCCGCUAAAGCUGUGCGACUUCGGCUUUGCCAAGGUGGACCAGGGCGACCUCAUGACCCCGCAGUUCACUCCCUACUACGUGGCCCCGCAGGUGCUGGAAGCACAGAAGCAGCAUCGCAAAGAGAAGUCUGGGGUCAUCUCCCCAAACGCCACCCCCUACACCUACAACAAGAGCUGUGACCUGUGGUCUCUGGGCGUCAUCAUCUACGUGAUGCUCUGUGGGUAUCCGCCGUUCCAUUCGGAGCAGCGUGGGCGAGCCAUGCCGCGCGACAUGCGGCGCAAGAUCAUGCAGGGGAAGUUCCACUUCCCAGAGGAGGGAUGGAGCCAGAUCUCCGAGCCAGCCAAGGACGUUGUGCGCUGCCUGCUGAAGGUGAAGGCGGAGGAGAGGCUGAGUGUGGAGGGCGUGCUCGCCCACCGCUGGCUCACGUCCACCGAGGCGAUGGACAACGUGCUGCCCUCCCUCCACCUCCUCAUGGACAAGGUGGCAAUGGCCGAGCUGCAGCAGGCGCAUGCAGACGCGCUGGCCAGCAUGCGCAUGCCCGAACUCAGCGUCUCACUCAAACCGCUCACCUGCGUCAACAACCCUAUCCUGCGCAAGCGCAAGCUACUCCGGACCCAGCUGUGCGAGGGCAGCGCUGGGGGAGCAGAGUGCCCCCAGGGCAAGGAGGAUAGUUGCAGCUGCCCCGAAGGCCCCUCUUCAGGGGUCCCAUUCCCAGAGAACCCCUCCACAGUGGCCCUGUGCCCCCCUGACGCGGACCGUGGGGCCAGCUGCCCCGGGGGGGUGGAGGACGUGGCGGUGGAGAAACUGAGGGAUGUCAUCGCGCAAUGCAUCCUCCCGCAAGGAGAUGAGGAUGAGGGUGGUGACGAAGGCGUCGUCCGCGCGCUGCACGAUGCCUGGAGCUACAAUCGAGACUGUCGCCUCCUGCGAGAUGCGCUGCACGAGGCCAGCUGGAAUGGGAUGCGCUUCACGGAAAAAGUCGACCGCUUACAUCUCGCCGAGCUCCUCAAGCAGGUGAUCGCGGAAAAAACCAGCCAGAGCUAGCCCCCCCCUCUUUCCCAGCGCUUCCCCAAUACCGUUGCCCCCUUCCUGAUCGCCACGUGCAUCAUCCACCCUGGCUCCUACUCAACCCCGCGUCCACCCACCUUCACCCCCACCCCAAGCCCUACCUCUGCUGGCCGGUGUAUUUUAGUUUAAAUUAUGACCACUUGAAUGAAUUAUGUAUUAUGAUAUUAUUUGGUAAAAUAAUCUUAUGCACUGAAAGAGGUUUUUUUGUUGCGUCUUAUUUUAUUCAAAUGUGUAUCGCGGUACAUUAUCACCAUCAUCAGGUACAACAAUGUGGAGUAAUCUCUCUGUCACAUCUGUACGGGGAGAGUUCUGCUUGCUCCCUUAAACGUGUGGGUUUUCUCCAGGUGCUCUGGUUUCCUCCCACACAUUAAUUGGCUGAAAACAUCUAAUAUAUAGCGGGCUGCAGACCUCGAGCAAUUGUUGGUAGCGCAGGCUUUCCAUCUGGCUGCUACCUUCCCGCUUGUCUGUGGUUAUGCCUCCGAGUCCUUCUCUGCCUUUGAAAGCGAGCAAACACCGUGUGCGUUACGAGUUGAAAUUAUUUCCAUCAUCGUCAGGAUUCACUUUCACAAUUCUGGUUUUGUAUGCUUGUAUCUCUCAUUGUGGCUGUGUCCACAUCACACUCCCCAAUGAUAUUGCAGGGCUGUGUCAGGGGACAAGAGGAUGACCGCUGGCUGGGCUAGAGGGACAAGCUGGACGAAGGAGGGCAGCUUGCCGGAUUCGAACAAUGAAGCUCUGCAACAAGCGAGGAACACGCUACCGCGAGGCCAUGUCACCACCCCGCCCAUGCCAGUGGUCUGGGCGGCUGCGCUCGCACCCGCGUGGCCAUGUCACUGAAGGAGGCCCCGGCGCGCACCGCCAGCUCUCCGAGACGGAACACGGGGCAGAGCGGAGACCGCUCGGGAUGGAACUCGCACGACUUGAGGUAGGAGCUGUCCCCUUCCUCCAGGACGUUCCUCCUGCGGGAACGGCACAAGUGCGCGCGUGCCCUGCGCUUCAGCGCCCUGUGCUACUACGCGGUGCUGACUUAAGAGGUGGUGAGACGGGCGUAGGUCGUGCUAGGUGCCGCAUUUCGACUCUGAUGCAAACGGACUCGUGGCGGCGGCACCGGUGCUACCAUCCCCGCCGCCGCAACUGUGUGCUGCCGGCCUCCCCCUCCCUCCCCGUGCAGCCCCACGGAGACGGAAGCUGCACUUGGUCCUGCCCCAGGUGUCAUGGAGUCACGGGGUUAAGGGGUCUCGUGAUAUUUGAUGCAGCCCAGGCGAUUUGGUAAACGUGGGAUUUGAGAAUAAUACUCGGGCUCCGCUCCGGCUCUUCCCAGACGGGGUGCCCUGUAGAGCAAUUGUGUGGAGAGCCACCAGGACAGUGAUUCCGACCACCACAUCGAGAAAACUUAACUGGGCCAAAGGCACAUUUGAUGUGCAGAGCCCAGCCCAGUGCCCCCUAGCUCCGGCCGUCAUCGUGAUGCGGGGAAGUCAUAGGUGAGCUCACCAGUGAAGAAAGGAGUGAGCUUACUGGCGAGGAGGGAGGUGGCCUCACCUGUGAACAUUGAAGCGAGUGAAGUUGACGCUGACCUUGAUGAAAACGGUGAAGUUCUCGGCCUCUCGCAACACGGCCUCCCUAUGGCAGCACAGUGAGGGCACCGCACUCGCCGCUCCUCAUACAGUCAGGGCACCACACUCCCUAUUCACUCCCCACAGCUCACUUUCACAUUUGAGGGCACCGUAUUCCCCUUUCCUCACUUUCUACUCCUCACUCGCAUUCAGUCAGCUUCCCUCCGCAUUAUUAUUCUCUUCCCUGUCCUCUUGCCACUAAAGGUUGAAAAGAGGAUAAGGAAUUGAUAAUGUGGACAGAUCCAAAUCAAGCCAGAGUGACUUCUUGUUCAAAUGGUGCUCAUCUCCUGUUUACAGCUCUGCAGAACCAAUGGUGGAGAUUGUUCCAUCCACAAGGCAACCACUGUUGACUUUCCCACCAAGUAGUACUUAUUUUAUUGACCCGAGGGAGGGAUGGUUGAUCUCGAAACCUCUCCCCUCCCCAAAAUUAUUGAACUCAAAUCCUUUCGAUUGCGAGCCGCUCGUGAGCCGUUCGCUCUACUGCUGAGAUGCAACCAGACAAGGGGACGAUGUGGAUGAGGUUGAUGAUGAUGGGCUUAAACAGAUGGUGAGGUGGUGGUGAUGUGAUGUACAGGCAGUCCUCGAGAUAUGGACGUCCGACUUAUGAACAUCCACACAAACGAACUGCCAUAAGAUAUUAUUUUUAACCAUCGAACUUACAAACGUUUGGUCGUGCUUACGAACUGAACUGCGUAACUAUUUUGUUCAGCAGAGUGACCCUCUGCGAGAUGUAAUGAGUCCCAGCAUCCCACGUGAUGCACAAUGACAGUGAACCGUUCGACACUGAGUUUAACAAUGCCUCCCUUUAUUGUUGAACCAUAACACGUUUUAUAACACUGAACGCAUGUACAAUAAUAUAUUAAGUUCCGAGAUACAAAAAAAUAAACUAUGAAUGGGUCUCAGUAACGUAAUUCGUUCAUUUGUCAAGGACUGUCUGUACACAUACGUAGAUGCUUGAUGACAUUGUAAUGAUGAGGUUGUAAUGAGUUGAUGGUGAUGUGGUUCCCACACCUGGGCGUUGGGCUGUUCUCCACAGGACACCAGGCGUGCACCUCACACACACGCGCCGUGCCGUUCGUGGGCACGCACCGCCCGGUGCAUAUCCCUACCCGGGAGGAGGAGGGGGAGGAGAUGGAGAGCAUCACGAGUGUGGGUGAGGUGCGAUUGGCAGUGAGGGGAGUGCAGUGGUGGAUGGUAGAGGACGCGUGCACGGGCAGUCGCGGCUGCUCCCCUCACCGUUGCCGGUGUUGAAGGUCCUCCCCGCCGGGCAGUCCCCGUCCUCUUGGCAUCGUGCACCGGGCACGUUGGGGUUCUGCGCGGAGAUGAGAGCGUGAGGCCCAGAGCUCAGGCCUCGAGCCAUGGCCCAUAGGGGCUAUAGGGGCUACACGCCCAGUGCUGCCAACUCGGCUGUUUCGCCCUGGGAUUUGCCGACUCUUUGCAACUCUUGGCAACGUUUAUUCUUGUGAAAGCGACCAGCGACAAAUUUAGCGACUUUCACAAUCUCCCCAACACUCGCCCAGGAAAUCCUAUCCGAGUCUCGAGACUCUUUUUUUAGGAGGGUCCUGCCAAGUGUUCACAGUAGGGGGCAAUGUUGCUGCUAUGUGAUCCCAAUUCGUCAGGUGCCUGGUCAGGAGUUGAACCCAUGUACUUCUUACUUUGAGGUGUGACUUUUACCACUGUGCUGCUCUGCUGCCCAGAUUGCUGAAGAUGCUGGCGAGUCUGCAGCAGUUUUGCUGAUCCUGGAGGUUGCUACGACGAGUUGGCAGCACCUGCCCACUGUUUGAAUUGAGGAAACAAUUGUUUAUAGAGGUGGCCAAGAGCCUGAAGCCGCCAGAUUAGCACGUUAGAGCAUCUACACCACACAAGGAGAGUGGAACUGGGUGAGGACACAGUGCAGAUCUAGGAGCGAUUCUGGUUAUUAAGGAUCCUGUAGCAAUCUAAAGCUGAAGACAUCGUUGCCACAGCUGAUGAUGCCCCCACGCGUCGCUACCAAAGCUCUCGACCCUCCACCAGCCACCGUACACGCGACCUCCAAAAUAUGCCUCGACGGUCUCCCUCCACCUUCCCCUUGGCGACCAGACUCGUGGGGACCACCUCAAUACCUCUCUCAGCAAUCGCGCUCCCCCAUCCUGCACACGCGUCCCACCGAGUGCAGCCGCUUUUCCUAAUCGCAUCUCCAACACUCGCCUGCCACGUACAUUUCCAGACUUCUGUAUUGCUUAUCCUGUCCUAUAUUAAUUUAAUAUGUAACACUUGGUAAAUUGUCUAGAGAAAUUAUCCCAGGCACGUGAACAACACCGAAAUCAAGCCCUGGACAGGUGGCAACCCUCAUGUAUAUUCCUGCUGCGCAAUUGUGGCCGGUAUGGUGAGGCUGAAGGUGAGGGGUGACUGAGGCUCACCUCAGCGCACAGACCCUGGCGCUGCCGGGGCGUGCUCACCAGGUUGGUGACCACAAAGAAGCGGCUCUCUCCCUGCACAAAUGGACACACGCACACUCAUCGCACACGCAUCGUGUACAUUUCUGAGAAGCUCAACUGGCACACGUGGUGAGCUGGCAGCUCCUCCCCUAAUUAUCCCUGCCCACGCACCGCUUAACCGGCCCAUCACAUAUCAAGUGUCAAGCUUGUUUUGUUUAACCAGGUGAGGACUCAAAGAGACCAGGACAUGAGUCUAUUUGUCAAGAGUGGCCCGAGUCUUGAGCACGAGGGCAGAAAAUAUUCAGUCAAAGUGGAAAUGAUUUCCUGCUCAAAUGAUCAUUGAGACAUUGAUGAUCAUCUAUUUACAGCCUAACCGAGUGGAGAUUUUAGUUUCUUCUGGUGGGUGGGGGUGAAUCUCCGUAGGACAGCCACUUCCACACAAAGCGGAGCUCUGAAUCUUACACCACGUCUAUGUCCCAAUUCCCACCAAUGCGUCAUGAGGGUAACCCUAGGGGGUUGCUCACUGAUAGGGCGAGCAACUUCUAAUGGGAAGGUUGCGAGUUCAAAUCCUGGUCGGGGCUUGACUCGGCCCAUCAUCUCCCUGUUGUCAAUAACAUGAGUACAACUUUGGACAAGUCACAGUGGUAGUCUAAUGGGUUGACUUGUCCCCACAAUAUAAAUGAGUAAUUUUCACUUCUAGCUCAGGGCUGUUCACGAUAAUUGAGCACCAAUGAACAGCAGAUGGCUAUAAAUUGUCUCACUCGGGACUGGCCCGGCCAAAACAGAACGUUGGGUAUCUUCAGAGUAACGCCCAGACUCUUCAUGGAGCAGGCUGCACUCGGAAAGGUGUGGUCUGGGCCUCUCCACCACGUCGGCCUCACCUGUGGCGGGAUCACGUAGUCGGCCGUGUCCCAGAGCCGCUGGCCAGGCCCCUCCGUCGAGUUGGUGAGUGCGACCCCCUUGACCUUUGUGAUGACCGAGGUCUCAGGGUCAGGGUCUGUCUCCUGGUAGCCUUUCUUCACUACGAAUACCCACCUGUGAGUGCGUGGCCAUCGCACGGCGGUCACUAGCUUGUUAGUCGAGUUUGUUCAUUUUGUUUAGCCAGGUGAGAACUCAAGACAUAGUCUAAUUUGCAAGAGUCACCUGGGUCACUAAAGUGACAAAAGCAACAAUGUAAAAACAAGCAACGCAUCAAAUAGAAAUGAAAAGUUUAAACAAACAGAAAUCAGCACAAAAGCAACCGCAUUACAGGAGAAUAAAAAAGUGCAAAAUCGUACGCAAUAAUAUUAAAUACAAUACUUUCCCGGAACAAAAGUUUGCUCGGUAUGAAUGUUGAAAAUUUAUCGUAGUCGAGUUGGAAAGACGCACGUGAGGUGCAGCAGUCCACUCACGCGGCAGCUAGGCCAGAACCAUUUAGUCCACCGGUCGAUUUCCAUUUUGUCUUUCAAUCUCGCCUGUAUUGUUUGUCAUCAUCUUUUCAUACAUAUCGGUUAUCUUCAUUCGCCCAGGUUUAACAUGAGAAAGUAAUUUGCCUAAAACCAGGGAUGAAUCUCGCUGAAUAUUGCCCAGGUCGCUGGUGCACUAGCAGGUGGGACGUGGCUUUGAAGUCGUUACGGCCAGGGCAAGAGGUGUACUAUACUCGACGUGGUGUGCCGGUUACUGAUAUAUCUUUACUGAGUUACCGAGUCGCGCACAUUCAGCUGAAAUGAAGCCCUGCCUAAAAGGUGAACCAUGCAUUCGCACUUGUGCACCGGCAAUUGUGUUGGUGUGGAGAACUGUGCCACGUGCUGAUGCAGCUGUGACGUAGAAGUGGACCAGCCAAUGGGGAGAGCUCCGCAGGAUCUGGCACGGUUCACAAAAUAAUGCGCAUGCUUCUCAAAACAUCCGCUUAUCGUUACGCGGCUGUGAGGACAGGCGCAAUGAGAAGCGAGGUUAUCAACUCCGCAGUGAGUUCUGCGCUAUGAUUUGUAACGAUGUGAAGCCGCUCAUCUUGACAGACGCGGCAACGUCUCACGCUGGUGGAAAAGUCGGUACUCGCACUUGCAUUAUAAGGGUGACUGAAAAUCCUGGAGGCACCACACAUGCCAGCCCCAAUGUCAGUAUGUGGUGGAGUUCAAACAAUAUUCGCAAACAAAAUCCGGACAAAUCUCUCAAGUCCUGGGUGUAGCAUAGCUGUGUAAGGUCCUGUAAUAAAAUUCCACAUAAAACCAGCACCAUAUUUCAGUACUAAUCAAUUGCUGCCACCUGAACACAGCUACCAGUUCCCGGACUGUCUGGGUCUAACCCAAUUCCUGAUGCCCCCACACACCGGGGUUUCCAGUAACCCCGACAGGUGGCGACCCCGAUGUGUGGGCAGGAAUUAUGCAAACAAGGCGCACGGCCCCUUUUUCCUUGGAGGGAACACAGUGAGUCCGUCCGGGUGCCAACCUCGAUUUGCUGCAACUCGCACCCCAAUGUCCUACUCGGAUAUUCUUCCCAGGAGGCGGUGGCUCCUGCAGGUGGUUAUUGAGUAUUAUGGAGAAUUUCUCUGACAGUGUGGUGGUGGCAUGUCCAGUGUUCCCCAGCUGCUCGCCGGUGCGGUGCAGCCCUCGCGGAGGAGGGACUCGUUACACAGCCGAGACAUUCCUCUCGUGUGUAGCCGCCAUACCAGGCGUCGCCCUCGCGACUUCAUUGUGAGGCAUCGUAUGCGGAGGUCACCCGAGCGCGGCUAUUAAUACCGGAGGCAGCCCACGCGCGAGUAUUUAUAUUCUUUGGUGAAAAUAACAAAGACGGCCGCGCCGGGGAACCAUUUUGAGACCCAGGGCCCAUCUCGCCAGGGCACGGAGACAGAGACGGAAAAGGCGUGGAGGCCCAGUAUUCUGAUCCUCCCACGAGGAGGCAGUAAGGAGAUGGCCUCGACAGCAGCUGCUACAUCAUCGCCACCAUCAAUAUAAUCACUAAUAUCCCUAUAGUUACCACCAUGGCCAAUUAUAUUCUCAAAAGUACCAUCGUGUUUGUGUGCUCUCAAUAUCCACCAUCACCACCAACAACUCUCUCACCACACUCACCUUCACUAUAUGACCCUCACCAUCUCAUUCGCCCCGUGCCUUCAUGUCUCCCCCUUUCCGCGUCUGUCCGCGCUUCACCUCGACGCGAGUAGCUGCAUGUGUGGCUCUCGGAUCCCCCCCUCACUCACCCCGAGCAACUCACCUUACCCCACUCACUCAACCUACUUCUCUUUACUCACCCCGCGUCCCAUAACCUCAUUUCACGCUGGUCCCCUCACUCGCCCGGCUAAACCCGAACACCUCCUUACCUUAAACCCACUCUCCCCACUCACCCUCAAUCUUUCCCCUUGAGUCACUCGCCGACCUCACUCACCCUACUCACUUUGGUCCCCUUACCCCCAUUCACUUCACUCACUCCCAGUGACCCCUUCACAUCACUCACCGCACCCGAUUCGCCCUGACUGACCCCUGCUCACCCGAUGAUGUAGGCGAGGAUGACCAGCUGCAUGAGCCGGUACACCACCCCGACCGAGCGGUCCCGCGCGAUCAUCAGCUUCUCCGUCUUGUACUCAAACGCACUGCACACCAGCGCCCCGCAGCCCUGCAUGGCGAGCGAGGGAUAGGGGUCUCGGGACCUCUACGGGGGGCCCUUGUACCCCUACGAGGGUCCUUUUAACAACCCCUGCGAGGGCUCCGGCUUCCCCAGAAGAAGGAUGAGGAGGCUCUGUGCGCACCCCAUUCCCGAGCCCAGUGUGUCACUCCCCCCCACCCCAGACCUUGUUUCUAAAAUUGUCCCCUUAUCCCCUUCGUCCCCUCGAGGUCCCGUCACGACACUUAUAAACCGCAGUUGUUGAAUCGUUUUUUUUUACAUUACCGGUAACCGCAUGUAAAAACCGGUUACGGGUUUGCCACAAAAAUAUAAUCUUGGCAAUGAACAUCAAAGGGUUCACCUCUGUAACUGGGACACGAAGGGAGCCGCCGCAGCGGUGGAGGAGUCGGCAGCACCACGGAACUUAUGAUCAAUCCAGAGCCCAUCGGUUUGAUUCCUUUUCCCGGCGCGGAAGUUGAAACAAUGGGGCGAGUUUCUGAAAACCUCCCCGCCGCCUCUGCUUUAUCAGCGGUCAAGUCGCAGCCAUUUUCUGGCUGCGACUUGACCGUUUUAACUGGAACAAAAAAGAGGACAAAUGUACCACGCGGUGACUCAGGCUGCCGUGCAGUUUGUACGUUCCCUGUGCCAUCCGUUACUCACAUUCCACUGGACACUCUUUCCGACGUUCGGAACCGGCAAUACAUUCUGAAAACGGUUACCGGUUUAAUGGUUGUCGUUUAGCAAACCUAAUCGCACUCUACUCCGCUCCACACACUUUUUGCUCCAGCAACCAAGGCUGGAAUUCUCUAACCUCUCAAUCUACGUGCUAUGAAGAAGGACCAUGACCCAAAUAAUUAUUUGUUAUAUUCUUCAUGUAAGGCAGUAUUAUUGACAAAAGUUCAUUGUGAUUGUGCACCACUAGUAACGCAGCAUCACCUAAAUAAUUCGUUUGAUUCACUCAGGGGGAGGUCGCUUUUUCUUCGUUGCUACACCCUUACGAUCGGGAACUCCGCUCGCCCAGACACACGUGCUGUCGACUCUGCCCCAGUUCAAGUCCAAGCUCGAGACCUCUUCUGCGCCGGUUGUGUCUCUGUCUCGCUCGAUAAUGAAUAUGUAUCCUUUCCAUAGAAUUUGCAUCUCUCACUUGCUGGACGGCGCCGUCAGAUGUGGUUUCAUGAGGACGCUUUAUGCAUUAAAUAAAAAAUAAUCA